AUGCGGCUGCCACCGCUGCCUGUGUGCUCUGCCCGCAACAGCCCAGUGCUGCCAGCCACAGUCAUGGUAAGGCUGCUCCCAGCGCUGGCGGAGCCGCUGGUGGGUCUGCUGGGCAGAGCGCCCGUCGGUGGGCAGAUCAAAGAGCACAAAGGGGUCUUAGAGAUGUUCGAUGAGGGCCACGGGGAGGUGAAGACUGGCGAGCUGGGGCAGCUCGUGAGCCUGCUGGGCGUCAACCCCACCAAGAGUGAGCCGGCCUCGACGGCCAGAGACGCAGACAGAGACAGUGAAGGAUUCUUCAGCUGUGACGGCUUCCUGGUGCUGAUGGGCAUUUACAGCGAGAAGCCCAAGAACCAGGAGGCCGAGCUCAGGGCAGCUUCCUGUGUCUUCGACAGGGAGGGCGAGGGCUACAUUGACUGGAACACACGCAAGUGUGCGCUCAUGAACGCAGGGGAGCCCUCAACGAGCGAGGCCGAGCGGAUGAUGAAGGAGACCAAGGACGCGGACGAGAGCACCGACCGCCAGGGCCUGGAGGGGAAGGGGGGCAAAGAUGUUAGUCAGGAGAAGGGGAAGGGUUUUCCCGGACCAGCCACCAGUACACUCCCUGGUCACUUCCGCUGA
This is a messenger RNA of Galeopterus variegatus (Sunda flying lemur), 618 nucleotides long. It is a transcript of the gene CALML6, whose product is annotated as calmodulin-like 6. Gene Ontology annotation, cellular component: myosin II complex. Lineage: Eukaryota; Metazoa; Chordata; Mammalia; Dermoptera; Cynocephalidae. The record is from RefSeq and is a predicted model, not a curated record.